AUGUCUGUGACCUGGCAGAUGAUACAAAGAAAUAUGUUCAGUGGAAAAAUGUUAGGUGGAAGUGUGCCCAGAGUUUUUUUGAAAUCAAAACAAUGGGAUGAGAAAACUUCAACAUUUACUUCGGAUGAGGCUCUCCCAACUAUCAGAACAAACGUCAGAAGGCGUAGUAGACUGCCACGCAUGAAUGACCCGGAGGAGUCCACUGACCAGCUGACUUCGGUUGCCAUGGGUGACAUGGUCACAUUCCCCUGCUCUGUCUGCCACCAAGAACUGAACACAGCUGGGAAUUUUCUCCAUAAGAAACAUCACAAUGCUCUGAGUACGCUGGGUUUCGAGUGGAUGGGAGGGAGGAAACCAAAGCCCAAAGUGGUCAGUUUUCACAGAGAGAAUAUAAUUUCUAACCUUUUGAGAUCUUCUACAUACAGUGAAAAAGUCCUUCAGAGUAUGAAUUAUGCAUUUGAGCUUCUUAGGAAGAAACAAAUUCCGUCGUACUUCAAACUUUGUGACAAGGUCGGAGAGACUUCUAUAUAUUCUCCAACCAGCUACCACCUUCUGAUUAAAGGUAUAGCCAUCUGUAGCAAUAAUAAUUCAGCCUGGAAAGCUGAGCCCAACUGUAAAUUCACGGUCGUGAACGACUUUGGCGAUAAAGCCAAUGUGUGCUUUUUCGGUUUAUUUGAUAGUCAUCAUGGUUACGCAGCAGCAGACCUGGCAUCAAAGGAGUUUCAGGUUUUACUUCUCCAUCAACUGUCUGUACAGGAUCCUUCCUACCAGAUGACAGCCGAGCAACAGGAACUCAUCAAUUCCUUUCACACGGUGUUCAGGGAAGAAUACAGAGCCAGAGAAGAGGCCUUCUCUUCCACAUACAAAACCUUCAGAACCAAUGAACGGGAGUAUGAGGAUACACACAAAGCCUUUGCCAAGGCAUUCUGGAGAAUGGAUAGGCUUCUACGGCUGGGAAGGAACGAGGUCUCCCGGGUUCGGUGGAGCGGCUGUUCAGCACUCACGUGUAUAUUAGAGGGUGGGAUUAAGAACCCACAGGACUGGGAAAAAACCUAUCAGCAUGGUGUUAACAGCUCUCCCUUCCAGAAGAUUCCACAGAUCAUCUCUGGAGUACUACACAUUGCAAAUGCUGGAAAUGUACAAGCAGUCUUAUGCAGAAAUGGAAAAGGAUUUUGCCUGACCAAGGAGCACACUACACGAAACACUAAAGAAAGAAGAAGAGUACUUUACAGCGAAGUAGGGAUUAGUUCAGAUGACCCAUAUGGUCUCCUGGAUGGGCACAUAAAAACCACCAGGGGUCUUGGAUUCCAUGGAAACCUCAGACUAAAAAAGGCCAUUAUUCCAGUACCACAAACAAUUUCUGUCCCUAUAGAUGAUUUAUGUCAGUUUCUCAUCUUAGCCACCAAUGGACUUUGGCAAGUUUUGGACAAGAAGGAAGUCACUGCACUGGUAAUCACUUUGUUUCAGGUAUAUAAAGAAACAUGUGUUUCUGGUCCUAGAAAUAAACCCUGGCCAUCUAAAAGCCUGCUUUUCCCACCAGACAGUAAAAUCCGCGUGCUGUUCCAAUACCAGCCUGAAAAUGAAGACAUUACGUCAACUACAGAUGUAAUGAAAAGGGUAUCUGACUCACCAUUUGCUGACACCAACAUUCAUCAAGAUACAUCUGCAGAAACAUUUCUACCAAAAGAGAGUAAUGGCUUACCCACUACGAACAGUAAGCAGGAAAGUGAGAAAGAACUAUGUAUUAAGAAUUUCUAUAAAGGUGCAGCUGAGUACAUUGGCUGUCAACUUGUAAGUGCUGCAAUAGAAGGUGGUUCCAGAGACAGCAUCACUGUUAUGGUAAUGUUUCUCAAUGGAAGUGAGUAUCACAGGCGGACAUGA
Messenger RNA from Rattus rattus (black rat), 1881 nucleotides. It is a transcript of the gene Pp2d1, whose product is annotated as protein phosphatase 2C like domain containing 1. The coding region runs from base 1 to 1881 and encodes 626 amino acids. Gene Ontology annotation, biological process: protein dephosphorylation. Lineage: Eukaryota; Metazoa; Chordata; Mammalia; Rodentia; Muridae. The transcript is spliced from 3 exons. The record is from RefSeq and is a predicted model, not a curated record. Gene Ontology annotation, molecular function: protein serine/threonine phosphatase activity.